Molecule: messenger RNA, 1896 nt
Organism: Acipenser ruthenus (sterlet)
Lineage: Eukaryota; Metazoa; Chordata; Actinopteri; Acipenseriformes; Acipenseridae
Product: V-type proton ATPase subunit d 2-like
Exons: 8
Coding region: 120-1175 (351 amino acids)
Biological process (GO): vacuolar acidification; vacuolar transport; proton transmembrane transport
Cellular component (GO): plasma membrane proton-transporting V-type ATPase complex; early endosome; lysosomal membrane
Molecular function (GO): proton-transporting ATPase activity, rotational mechanism
Source: RefSeq, a predicted model, not a curated record
AUCUGUCUGUACUGUCUGUGUAAUCCUGUGUGAUAGGAAAGGGUUCUAAAAUUCAGGCAGAACAGAAAGGUCAAGAGACAAAGACCAGCAGGUGCUGUAGAUAAAGAGGUCACUGCAAGAUGGCAGGGUACUCAGAAUUGUACUUCAAUGUGGACAGCGGCUACUUGGAGGGUCUUGUUAGGGGUUUUAAGGCUGGCAUCCUCAAACAGAUUGACUAUCAGAACCUGGUACAGUGUGAAACAGUGGAAGAUCUGAAGCUACACCUCCAGAGUACAGAUUAUGGCAACUUUCUAGCAAAUGAAACUGGUCCACUUACAGUGACAACGAUUGAUGACAAGCUGAAGGAGAAACUGUUAACUGAGUUUCGAUACUUCAGAAACCAUUCCUUGGAACCACUGGCAACUUUCCUCAACUUUAUCACCUUCAGUUACAUGAUUGACAAUGUGAUUCUGCUGAUCACUGGCACUCUGCGUCAGCGGCCCAUAGCUGAACUGGUUCCAAAAUGUCACCCUUUGGGAAGCUUUGACCAGAUGGAAGCUGUCAGUAUUGCUCAGACUCCUGCUGAGCUCUAUAAUGCCAUACUUGUCGACACACCUCUAGCUCAGUUUUUCCAAGACUGUUUAUCUGAGACCGACAUGGAUGAAAUGAAUGUUGAGAUCAUGAGAAAUAAGCUGUAUAAGUCUUAUAUAGAAUCCUUCCAUAAAUUCUGUAAAGAACAGGGAGGUGCGACCGAGGAAACAAUGUGCCCCAUUCUUGAGUUUGAAGCAGACCGACGUGCCUUCAUAAUCACAGUGAACUCUUUCGGUACGGAGCUGAAAAAGGAAGACAGGCAGAUGCUGUUCCCAACUUGUGGAAAGCUUUACCCAGAAGGCUUACGAAGGCUGGCCAAUGCAGAAGACUAUGAGCAUGUGAAGGCCACUGCUGAUUACUAUGCUGAAUACAAAUUUCUCUUUGAAGGAUCAGGACGAGGUCUGGAUGAAAAGACACUAGAAGAUAAAUUCUUUGAACAUGAGGUCAAGUUGAAUACUCUAGCCUUCAUGAACCAGUUCCACUUCGGAGUGUUCUAUGCCUACAUCAAGCUGAAGGAACAAGAAUGCAGGAACAUCGUCUGGAUUGCUGAAUGCAUAGCUCAGAGGCACAGAACCAAGAUUGAUCAUUACAUUCCUAUUUUCUAAAUCAGAAAAUCAACGAGCAGAACAUUUGACAUGUUUGUUUUCACGUGAAAUAUUUCUAAUGUAAAAAAUAUUAAUUUAAAUACUAAUAUGGUAACACAAGGAGCCUAUGUGUUGUGAUCUAGCAGUAUAAUAUUUUGUAUUAGCCCUGUGCUUAUAUGUGGCCAGGUUAAAUUGGCAAUCAGUCAUCCAAUUUAACCUGACCACAUUCCGUACAUGGUUUUCAUUCCCUUCCAGUUUGGUCAGGCCUUUCAUUGAACCAUACACAUUUUCACAUGUUUGGUUGGUCUGCACAACUGGAGAAAAACUAAACAGCAACUCACUUUGGCACAGGCUUUCCCCCAGCCUGUGCCAUCAAAACACAUGACAGGGACCACUCACCCUGCCACACCAAUGUUUGUUGGUUCUUUGCUUGUAUUCUUUUUUAUGUCAAUCUGGAAUAUGUAGAUAUUUCAAAGACUGAAAUCAGACCAUGUGACCAAUCGCAAUGUUACCAGAGAGCAUGACUUUAUCUAUAGCAUUGUACAAUACAUGAAAUAUUUGUAUAUCCUUAAUUAAUGUCAAAAAGGAGUAAAUCAACAUAUUCUUAACAUUUGUACAGACCAAAAGGACAAAAAAGAUCCAAACAUUUAUUAUUAUUAUUAUUAUUAUUAUUAUUAUUAUUAUUAUUAUUAUAGUUUGAGUACUGACACUUUUCCUAAUAAAAGUAAUCUACAGCAUCUUU